This is a messenger RNA of Botrytis deweyae, 651 nucleotides long. RefSeq lists its product as uncharacterized. The transcript is spliced from 4 exons. Lineage: Eukaryota; Fungi; Ascomycota; Leotiomycetes; Helotiales; Sclerotiniaceae. The record is from RefSeq and is a predicted model, not a curated record. Bases 1 to 651 code for a protein of 216 amino acids.
AUGCCUUACGUCUUCGACCCAGCUGCUAUUAUUGAUUCCCUAGGCCCUACGACCAUCGGUGAGCAAUUCGAAAAGGAUCGUAUGGACGUGGGCGAAGACUUGAGGGAUUUGGUCGAAUCCCGUCCAUAUUAUGAGGCUUAUCACGAUAAAUCAGAAAGCAGAGACUUGAUCAAAGUCACCGCCGAACCCUUAGAAUGGGUCGCGGCCAUAUUCGAGGAAUCGCAGGAUUGUCUACGUUUCAAAUUGGGAGAGAUGAAAACCUUGCUUCUGCAAAUCCAGUACGCCAAUUGGCCUUACAGACAAUUCCCAUAUGUUCCUAAAUGCUUACUCUACAUUUGCGCUUUCGCUUUGGCACAUUCUCUCGUAGCAGACGGCAAUCCAAUAUCCAAGAUAGUUUGGCGUACGACUGAAAAUGCUGCAUUGUAUCCGAACAAUCCUCGGUUUUGUCGUGCUUUUCUCUUGGGCCUCCGGGUGUCGGUCCUGUGGUCCUUCACUCGGGCGUGCAAGAUGGGGAUUAUCAUCUGGUGCCGAUUUUCGUUGCAUGCUUUGAUCAAGAAGUUUGAGGCCGACCAGUUGGGCAAGCGGGAUGUGGAUACAAUGCAGGGGUUUCAGUGGAGGAUGUUGUGGUUCAUCAACAUAAUGCUCAGCUGA